AUGCCAAGGCCAUCAAAUAUUAAAGAAUUGGAAUCAUUUAUAGGAAAAAUUAAUUAUUAUAAUAAAUUUAUUCCGAAUUUUUCGAAAACUGCAGCUCCACUAAAUGAACUCAGAAAAUUAAAUGCAAAAUUUGUUUGGACUGAUCUACAAGAAACAGCUUUCAAAACUUUACGACAAGAUAUUGUGAACGCUACCAAAUUGGUUCAUUAUGAUGAUAAAUAUCCAAUCAUUCUCGCAACCGACGCUUCCAACCGCGGAAUUGGAGCAGUUUUGUCUCACAGAUUUCCUGAUGGCUCUGAAAAACCAAUAUGCUUUGCUUCAAAAACGCUGAAUGCUUCUCAAGUUAAUUAUUCUCAAAUAGAGAAGGAGGCUCUUGCCAUAAUAUUUGGUGUGAUCAAGUUUCACCAGUAUCUAUAUGGUAGACACUUUGAAUUAGUAACAGAUCAUCAAGCUCUUACUACAAUAUUUCAUCCCUUCAAAAAGCUUCCUAUCAUGACAUUGCAUCGACUUCAACGCUGGGCCAUUACACUGCAAGCAUACGAAUAUUCUAUAAAGUAUAAAACAACUUCUCAUCAUGCAAACGCUGACGCAUUAUCAAGAUUGCCAAUGGGAGAUGAUAAAGAAUUCGAUAAAACUGAAGCGGAGGUGUUAUAUAUUGAUGAUGUUUAUAAUACGAUAUUGCAAGACUGUCCUAUUGAUUCCGAAACUGUAGCAUUGCACACAAAAAGCGACGAAACACUAAAAGUUAUCACGAAUUAUGUGAAAAAUGGCUGGCCGGAGGAGAAUAAAUCGGAGGCUUCUUUCAAUCCGUAUUUUGCAAGAAAAUAUUCGAUUUCUAUCGAAAAGGAUGUGCUUCUUCUGCACAAUGAACACUCACGUGUAAUAGUUCCAAGCUCACUUCGCUCAAAAGUUUUGAGUAUGCUACAUGACGGACAUUGGGGUGCAUGUAGAAUGAAACAAUUAGCAAGAAGAUAUGUGUGGUUUCCGAAUAUUGACCAAGAAAUUGAGAGUAUGGCAAAAAAAUGUACGAUUUGUCAAGAAAAUGGGGAUAAUCCGAAACAAGUAUUUUCUGCAUGGCCCGAAGCUGAGCAACCAUGGGAAAGAAUACACAUUGAUUUUGCUGGUCCAUUUUUAAACAAAAUGUGGCUUAUUGCAGUUGAUUCGUACUCCAAAUUUCCUUUUGUCAGGCCAGUAUCUGUAGCUACCUCGGGAUCAACUAUAGCAGCUUUACAAAGUUUUUUCGCAAUUGAAGGUCUACCACGUACCAUUGUAACUGAUAAUGGUACACAAUUCACGUCAUCUGAAUUUAAAAGGUUUUGUGAAGUAAACGCUAUUGAGCAUCUGACAACAGCCCCGUUUCAUCCGGCUUCGAAUGGAUUAGCUGAACGUUUUGUUCGAACUUUUAAGACAGCUUUUACUAAGAUAAGUAAGGAACAACCAAAUCAAGAACAGGCGUUGUACAAGUAUUUGGUAACAUAUAGAUCAACACCAAACCCACAUACUGGUAAAUCUCCAGCAGAAUUACUUCACGGUCGUCAGCCUCGUACAAUUUUAACCGCAAUGUUUCCUGUGAAGCACGAAUUAUCAAAAUUUUCUUCGAAGUUAUCUAUUGGUCAAAAGGUUUAUGUACGAAAUUUCUCUGGUAAAAAACGCUGGGUUGAAGGAGAAAUAAAAGCAACAAUGGGAAAUUUAAUGUUUACAGUAAAAACAGCGCAGGGCGAAGUCCGAAGGCAUCAAAAUCAAAUAAAAAGCAGAAUAGAAACGAGUGGAAACAAUAUAACUAAACAAUGUCAUGUAUCAAAAAAGACAGCUAAUGACGAUAUAGACAUAUUAAUUCCAGAUAACUAUUCUAAUAUGAAUCCAAGCGUAGAAACAAGUGAACGACACUCAACAGUUAUCGAACAAACCAACAUCGCAAGCAGUUGUGAGAGGUUAGAACCAGCUAAUCAAGCUUCAGGUCAAACCACAAUUGUGGAAGCUUCCCAAAAUAUGCAAUCCAACGGACAAGGAACUAGCGGAAAACAAAACUGUCAAAACAGCGAAAUGUCACGCCCCUGUGGAAAACGUCGGCAACAGUUUACCCCCAGAAGAUCGGAAAGAAUUCGGAAAAGAUUUAAAGGGAAAGCAAAUUAA
Messenger RNA from Stomoxys calcitrans (stable fly), 2133 nucleotides. RefSeq lists its product as uncharacterized. Gene Ontology annotation, biological process: DNA integration. The coding region runs from base 1 to 2133 and encodes 710 amino acids. NCBI's taxonomy places the organism in Eukaryota, Metazoa, Arthropoda, Insecta, Diptera, Muscidae. The record is from RefSeq and is a predicted model, not a curated record. Gene Ontology annotation, molecular function: nucleic acid binding. The transcript has a single exon.